GUAUGACUCGCGUAGUCAGUCUCGCGCCGAGCGUCUUACAGUGCGCAUUGUCGGGAUUUAAUAUUGUUUCGCGGUUCGAAUCGGUGAAUUUGAAAUACUUCCGGCGACGCGGAAUCAAACCACGCCGAUAUACCGUCGUGUGCACAUGACAGGCGGCCAGUGACGCUUCACGCGUGCGACGGACGAGAGCCAACGGGUCGUUAGUUCGUUUGCAUCCGACGAGCACGGACGUUUUCGAAGGUUAGCAUUAUCUGCUUUUACACGAAGGAGUUGUGAAAAGAUCGGCGGCGGAAGUAGAUUAGGAGGAAGAGGGAAGAGGCUCGCGUAAAUGGCGGGAGAACGCGUCGCCAUGGGUACCGUGUGUUGUGGCCCGCGGGUGUAGUGCGAAACCCCCCGUGAAUCGAAGGGAAGAGAGACCUGAGGGACACAGGAAGAAAGGGGAGAGAGAGAGAGAGAGAGAGAGAGAGAGAGAGUGUGAAAGGCGCGGGAAAAAGAAGGAAGAAAAAGGUAGAGAACACGCGUGGACAAGCGUGACCGGCCGAAGACUUCGAAAGGCUACUCUCUCUCGUGUGGCCGUCACGUCGUGAAGAGGCAGAGCCGGAGAAAGAGGGAGAAUAAUGCGGACUCGUUGCUUCCGCCUUGGUCAACAGCACGUUCAGAUCUGCUCGUAAUUCUGCGAGGAGGUCUAACGAACGGUGGAGAUGACUCGAAGAAGAAGAGUGCCUCUCGCGUUGAGAGUAUGCAUAGGUGUUUUCCUGCUGCUGUUCAGCGCGGUGGCCGCAGACGUGACGGAGGAUCCUCCGGCAUCGAGCUCGGAGAGGCAACCGAUAUUCCAAAGGAACAACACGAUCGUAAACGGAAUACCAUCCAAGGACGAGGCAGAGUAUCACUUAACGGCGAAGAGAAACGAAGCGGUUGAUCCGUACAACGCGACGACAGAGGAGAUCGAGCUCGCGAAAGAUGGCAAAGCAGAGGGCGAGGAGAAAGUGGCGAUGCCGAUCGACGAGAACGGAUCGCGCGACCAAGUCGAGAAAUCGGACGUGUCGUUCAACGGUGGAUCGAAACUCGAGGAGGCGAUCUACGGAACGUCCGGCAAGAGUUCGAGCACGAAAACGAUAACCGAGGACUCUUACAGACUCUCGAGGACCAACGGACUGACCGCGGUAACCGCGAAACCGACGUUGGACGAAACGAAAGUCGACGAGACGAGGAACAAGACUGUCGAGGGUCAACUUUCCAAUGACAGUCUGGCGCAGGAGCUGGGAAAAGUUGUAAAAUCUUUGGAAGGGGGAGAGACGAGCUCGGAUUCGACGCUGAAAGCGGGAACGUUUGAUAAGCCUGGUAACGAGUCACCGCAAAAGAUUCCUCUGGAGGAGCUCCAAGACAGGAAGAAAAAGGCGGAGGGUUCAGUGAAGAACGCGGAGGUCCCUGAUCUGAAAGAUGCCGACGAGGAGAAGGACGAGUCAAUCUCGUUGAUCAACGAUACGUACGUCAACUACAGCCACCGAAAACUGUCGACGGAGGCAAGCGACGAUGUGGACUCGAGUAAUAACAGGCCGAGGUCUCUCGGAGAUGGGAACUCGACAAAUUUCAUCACCGGGGAGAUCCCGGUGACUCACGAGUCGCGACAUCCGAAAGAGGAGGUGGAGGUCGUCGCAGAAAACGUGACUCAACGCGCGAUUCAGCGGAUGGUGAUCGAAACGAAACCACCUACGUCGAACGAGAACGUCGAGGACACCAACGAAACGGUGCAGCUAACCACGGAAAGAAACGGCGAAGAAUCGUCCACGACCUCCUCCUCCAGAUCGGAGGAGAAUCGACUGACAAAUUCAAGAAGAAUUCCUGCUACAAUAAAGAAAAAUACCACCGAUAGUACCACGGUCAGACCUUACCCUUACGUGAAAUCGUUUCGCAAUGCUAGCAGCCAAUUGCCAGUGACCACCGAGGAAGCAUCCGCUUUGGAGAACACGAUCGGCAAGGGGCAGUCCGAGGAGAAGUUCAUCGUGACCGAAGCUUCGGACGUGUUGGAGAACAGCAUCCAACAGUUUCGACCAGCGUACGAGAAAGGGAGCAACGAGUCCUCGACUACGUCCAGCGCGGAGGUUCGUUCCACCGCGUCUUUGCCUCGGUUGGAGGAAGCCACGCCGACGAACGAGACCGUGAAACUCGAGCGGUCGACAAGCGCGGGGAACGACGUUCCUCGAUGGAGCGAUAGAAGCGUGGACGUGACGGGGAACGGGAUAACGGAAGUGAGCGCGAAGCCCGAGAGCGUCGAACGAACGUUCCACGAGACCACCAGCCGAGCAACUUUGACCACGGAGUCUUCCGGCGAACUAUCCACCGGGUACACGCUGAUCAAGGGAAAUUCUUCAUCGUCUACGUUGAAUUCUUCGUCCACGGAUGACGCUAGCACGGAGAGCAACGCAGCGUUGCUCGCGACUACCGUAGAGGAGACAUCAUUGGGGAACGUCACCGAGUCCCCGAGCCUCGGCUCAGAGACGAACGGGACCAACGAAAUCCCUUCAGGAAGCGCAGGUGGAACUCUCAGCCCCGACGAAACAUUCCUACCAACCACCACCGGCGUUGAGUUCGAGUUCGUCGGCCUGUCCGAGUCGACAGCGUUCCUCUCGCGGAACUUUACCGAGCAGCCAGCCGAGGGUCGCGAAUUACCGAGCGAGAUCGUGCCGACGGUGAAGGGCCUAACGAGGAACGCGUCGAACGAGGACGACGAAUCAACGACGAGCAACGAAUCGAUCACGGAGGAGCCUUCGUCGAGCAGCGAGACCGAUAACCCGUUGACGGAUCGAACGCUCGUUCCUCUGUCGAUACCAAGGCCGACGCAGUCCAACGAGCCCACGACUCGAUCCAGCACCAUCGUUGAUAAAGAGAUGAUGGGAGAGACGGAGAGAAUUUCGACAAAGGUGGACGUGACGGAUUCUUGGGGCACGUUUAGCGACGAGGACGCCGCGACGACGGUCAGAGUUGAAUACACCAUCACCAAGGAAGCAAGUUUCACGGUGAACAACGUCACCGAAGCUACUGUUGUGGAGUUUGCGUCCACGUCGGAUGACGCGACGCGAGUGGAGACUUCCAGUGUUCCGUUCGCCACGGUCAGUAUCAGGCCGAAGGUCGCGGUCUCGAGCUCCACUAGCUCGCCGAUCGUGGUUUCCGACGUAUCUACGGUGAAGACGUACGACACGAAACUGCUGCCCAGCCAGGAGGAGAUCACCUGCUGGGUUCGUAUCGACAUGGAGGGCAACUCGUACGACGUUUGCCCGAAAAUGGACAAACUGAGGGUCACGCUGGCGGAGAUUCUGACGGACGGCAUGAAAAAGCCGGUAUCCGACGAGCAAAUUAUUUUCCAUCAGAAUCCGUGUCAGGAGCUAACGAGCCCCAAACCGUCGUCGGACAUGCCCCUCACGUCCAUUUGGAUUUACGUGGUCGACGAAAAUGGCAAAUUCGACAGCGACAUGACGAAAAGUUUGCCGAGCCUCUACGAAAAAUCGCAGGAGCACAUCAAGUUCCCAGUUAAAAUACACAGAUUUCUUCUGGUACAGGAAACGGUUCCGGAUUCCGGAAACGCGAUAGCGGUCGUCGUGGUCUCCUCGGUUGCCCUGAUUUGCCUAGUCCUCCUGGCUGGUCUUCUGUUUAUAAUGAGGAAGAGGCAAACGAGGUUCAACUACGGCGAACGAUGUCGUCCAGUGUCGUUGGACGCUUACAGCCUCGACAGCGUUUCCGCUUACAACAGCGUCAGACGCAAGGACGUGGCGAGAUCUUCGAAAAGGAGUUAUGGGAAUCCAACUUUCGAGGAUUCGAGCGCCAUACCGUCUCAUCCGUUGAAUUUCGCCGCGCUUUCAUCUUUCUGCAACGACGUUAACGCAAUCAACGAGGAGUUCGCCGGUAUUCCGCAAGUUUCGGCGAAGAUCGACGAGCUGCCGGCCGGUGCCGAGCUGAAGAACAGAUACGCGAACGUGAUACCGCUGCCAGAGACGAGGGUGCUCCUUCAAAAAAUCAACAACGACCCUCUCACAGAAUACAUCAACGCCAGUUACGUUCGGGGGCCAAAGAACGCAACGAAAUACUACGUCGCGUGUCAAGCACCGAUGGAGUCGACCGUCACCGACUUCUGGAGAAUGAUAUGGGAACAACAGUGCAAAGUGAUCAUCAUGCUGACCGAUCUCGUUGAGAACGGGGUGGAGAAAUGUACCGAGUACGUUCCACCAUCUGAAGUUACCGAUUGUCGCCGGUUAUACGGCGAUUUCCAAGUUACUCUGAAGAAGAGAGAAACCAAAGAGAAAUACGCCAUUUCUACCCUUCAUUUGAAUAAUUUGGAGAAGAACACGUUCCGCGAGGUGUAUCAUAUUUGGUAUUUGUGGCCAGUGAACGGAGUGCAAUCGGACGGUGCAGGUUUAAUAGCCGUGCUCCUCGAGGCAAGGGCACUCCAAAGGGGUGGUCCUGGACCUAUUGUGGUCCACUGCAGCCCCGGCACUGGACGCACGGGAACGUUAAUAGCUCUUGACCUAGGAAUUAGACAAUAUGAGAUUACGAGGACUGUGGACGUGCCAAGGGUCGUUUACACUAUCAGACGGGAUCGUGCUGGGGCUGUCAAGACGAAAGAACAAUACGCUUUCAUUUACAAGGCAUUAAAUUUAUACGCGACCAAACUUGCCGGCGGCGUGUUGGAAUCUACGUGAACCACUCGAGACAUUGAAGAAAUCCUCUGUUGAAAAGCGUAAUCCGAGUCGCGGCAGAGAGCUGCUGUACCCGUGAACGAUAAACCAUUCAUCGAGAACGAUAGGAAACCCGCGAGAUUUCAAAGGUGUUUUACGAGAUGCCAGUGUUAUGCCAUUGGAUAAGAAAAGCCAAUGAAAAAAAUCGAACGAAACAAAUUGACUUGUGAUACCACUGCGUGGACCAUUGCGACGAUCGUGUCUCGCUCUGGAUUUCUGCUUAGUCCUCUCGAUUUCGCCAUGAAAAUUCAAAGCGUGUCCUCUCACCAUCUAGAGUGAGAAGCGUAACUGGACUCGAUUAGGCCGAUAAGAUUUUCCGUAAAUCAUUCUUCACCGCUGUUAAUAUUGAAGUAACGAAACGGCUGCAUACUGAAGAUUAAUGCUGAUCUAAACUCUAUCUAAAAUUUUUGAGUUGUGGAUGCCUUUUAUGUGCUACGUAACAAGCAAUUUGACGAUUUCAUUUGUUUUAUGUAUAUGAAACAGACAGUGCACAAGAUAUUUUAUGGAACAAUUAGAUACAAUUGAAAGUAUGUCGUCUAUUGAAGAAAUUAUUAAAUCUCAAUUAGCUGAGAAUAUCAAAAAUUUCUCGAGAGAAGUGUAAAAAUUGCAAAUGUCCAUCAAUAUUGAUUUCUGAAUUUCUGAAGGAAAUUUAAGAACAGUGAGAUGAAAUUCAACCUGAUAUCAUUGAAAUCUUGUACAAUGAAUGAUAAUGAAAAAAAGAAAAUGCAACAGAGCCCAUAUCUAAAAGCUAAAGAGAUGGAUGUUAAUAAGUUAUUCAAAUUGAAGAAUUUAAUUACAAAAAUAUUCUGUAAAAAACUGAAAAUCAAUAUAUUACAUAUAUUCCUUGUUACAAAAUUUUUCCAGUAUUGAUUAGAAAGAUUAUUAGUUUCAACUACCAAAAGUAUUUCUAUCGACAGUAAUAAGAAAGGAUUUACAGAAAAUCUGUGAGCUAAUGGUUCAAUUACACUCUUCACUGUAUUUGUCUAUCCCUCUUUAUUGACAUUUCAGCGUUUGUUCAGAACAUUUCCAGCAAAUGUUACGUUUUAAAACGAUUCUACAUUGAGAAUGCAAUCUACAAUUGAAAUUUCGUAUUAGUAUAACUGGGAAAUUUUUGCUCGUACCAUUGUGUCGUGGAUGAUUCAUAAUGGAGUUUGAUAUUUCGUUAAUUAAAAACGUAGAAGCUAAAUGGAAAUUACUUCUAUUCUUUUUUUUUUUUUUUUUAAUACCAUGACGUGUGUUAUUCUUACUUUUUUAAAUUUUAUAUAAAAAUUUACAAUGUUUUUAGAAUUUUAGCAUUUUAAAUUCCUCAUCCACUUAAAUUAAGUUAUUCAACAUGCUUAAAUUAAAAGAUUAAUUAAGUAACUUCGAAUCCAAGUCGCAUAUAAUCAUCCACGAAUGAUACUGUUCGAAUAUUAUUAAAAUCGAUAUUUCAUUUCGAUAAAUUCCAGUUUUCCGUUUCCGAAAAAAAAAAAUUCUGUUCGAACUUACAUAUUUCGUGCACAAAAUUAUCUGUUUUUGCGAAAUUUUUAUAGAAAGCAGUGUCACACUUGGAAAUACUUUUGAAUAAUAAUUGGAACAGAUAUUUUAGAGAAUCUGUAUAAUAAAAGUUCCAUGGAAGCAAGUUACUUCUAAUUAAAAAUCCAUUUUCAUAUUUGACUACCGUUCAUUGAAUUUGUGGCAUUUGUUACAAGUAUUGAGAAUCUUUUUUUUAAUAUCGACCAACAGAUUAUUCUGUUCCUCCGACAGGAAAAUUUUCAUUUGUAUAUUUUCUAAGUUCUACUCUGUCUGAAACUUUCAUUUUUAAGAACAUUCAUUGCAACGUGAGAGCAUUUUUUAAUGUAAAAACUAGAAUCCACGUUUCAAAUAGAAAGUUUCUUCGUUUCUUGGUAAACACAUCACACGAGAGGAAAAAGACAAACAGAAUGAGUAGCAUGUUCGAUCGAUGAACGAAGAGUCGAGAGGCGUGAAUUAAUUUGUGAUAUCCGGACCAUUCGUCAACGAUAUUCAACUAUUCGUAUCUCUUAGGCCUAUUACGAUUUUGUAGAAGCUUUCUUUUUUUUACCGUAGACUUCUGUCUCCUUCUGUCAAUAUUUUAAUAUACACAUAUAAAUAUUAUACAUACUGCGUAUAUACGUACAUUUGUAAGUGAAUAAAAAAAAAAAAGAAAAAUAAAAAAAAAGGACAACUAGGUAUAGUUGAAUAUUUAACGUUGAUACGUCACGCGUUCGUAGUCAAUAGCGUUAUCACGGGACAUACUAUACCAAUCACACGAAACAAUUGUAACAUUUCUUUCGAUAGAAAAAGAAAAAAUGUAUUCCGCGAUCGGACAUUCUACAAACCAUAACGAAAUACUUCGAGGAUAAAGGAA
This is a messenger RNA of Frieseomelitta varia, 7098 nucleotides long. Its product is annotated as serine-rich adhesin for platelets. Gene Ontology annotation, biological process: protein dephosphorylation. The transcript is spliced from 12 exons. The record is from RefSeq and is a predicted model, not a curated record. NCBI's taxonomy places the organism in Eukaryota, Metazoa, Arthropoda, Insecta, Hymenoptera, Apidae. The coding region runs from base 702 to 4694 and encodes 1330 amino acids. Gene Ontology annotation, molecular function: protein tyrosine phosphatase activity.